GUGAUGUUCUUCUCUUGUGUACAUGAAUGUCACAAAAUCAACUAGAAACUUCUCAUUGCAUCGUUUUCGGUAUGCUGCGUCACUUUAGGCUAGAGAAGUAAAGUUUAGGGCGAGGCUGGGACCCGUCUGCAGUCUAUGACGAAAGGACAAAAACCAAAGCUUUGUGUAAGCCUGUAACUGAGGCUGUAAGGAAGUAGACAGAAUGGUUUACAUUUCUGCAAAUGGGAGUUUGGGUCAGGGCUCUGAAGGAUGGAGCUUAUCACGCAUACCAAAUCUGUUUUGGGGCCUGACAAACUUCAUCGUCUUAUUUUUUCAGACCCUCGUGAAUCCACAGCUUAGUCGCAGAGGCAACAGCUACAUCUCUGACUACAGAGCACCAGGCAGAGGACCGCCUCCUGGACCGCCACGUAGACGAAUGGGGGGCUUACAUCGCAUGGGCGGUGCGGGGCCCCCUCCCAUGGCUGGAGGAGGAUGAGGAAGGUAAAUGGGGAGUCAUCCUAGCCUAGUUCCUCCACCACUGUCCUAGCUUGGAGUUCUUGGGAAUGACCUAGUGCCAUGCCUGUUGCAGGGAGAAUAUCCUACAAUACAUAAACCAUUUUUAACGCAAAUUUAUGCUUCAUUUUUUACAAAGUUCAUAUUUCAUGAGCUUGCUCCAAACCUUUCUGCUUUCGAGAAGCAUUUUGCUUCAACUUAAAAUGAUAAAAAUACCAAUCGGACCGUAAUAAAUAUAUUUUAAAACCUAUCUAGAUAGUGUUUUACUUUUUACAGCAGUUUCAUUGUGAAAGGUUACUGCCUUCAAAUAGGAUGAAGACAGUUGACUAAAGCAUGACAGGCAAUGGACGGGUCAAGGAGAACUUCUGUGGCUUUAGAGCAGUGGUAGUGGUGAGCUAGGCUUGUCUCCCCAUUCCUUGUGGUCCGUGCGUUUUGUAUCGCCUUGACAAUACGUCGGACUGCCUUCAUCAAGAGACGUCACCGCCACGUAUAUUGAACUAUUGUAUUGAUGGCAGUCUCUUGAUGGACGUUUCGACUUGUGUUGAUGUUGAGCUUACAUUGCACCGAGAAAAGCUGUUUUGAACAGAGUGCUCUUCCUCUGUUAGCUGUCUGUCCAAUCUAGCCUUUCCUGGCAGCAAUGAUGUAUGACGUUGUGUCUCGAAAACCAUUGCAUUGGUUGAGACGCUUCUGAAAUUUGCUCAGCACCGAUCGUGUCGAACAAAGCAAUCCUUUUGAACAGUCGCACUAUAACUGUAAAUUAUAUUUUGAGAAAUAUUUUCAUUAUUUACCAUGUUUUAAACUUAGUAGAGUAUAUAUACAUUAGUAAAUGUGCUAUCGUGAGUUACCCCUAGCUUGUCAUGACCCGUUAUGACAUGACAUUAUCAGUUUUUUUAAUGGAAAAAUAUAUUUAUCAUCUGUGGUCAGCUUCCAUCCCUAGCACCGUAGUACUGAAAUUUAUGCUUUUCCCAUUUCCGUUGAUGUUGAUCAGUUGUAUCUGCGCUGGAAAGCCAAAUUUGAUUUUGACUAGCGUAAACUUUUUCUCGGAGUAAGCAUUUUCGGGUUUAAGAAGUCUUCGUUGUAAAUAAGUAUUGCUAGUACGUCAUUUCUGACGGCUAGGAAUUAUUCACUAUUCAGUAGUAUAUUUUGUGAGUGUAAAUACCAUAUUUUAUUAAACCUUGUUCACAAA
Hyalella azteca is the source of this 1678-nucleotide messenger RNA. RefSeq names its product selenoprotein K. The record is from RefSeq and is a predicted model, not a curated record. Gene Ontology annotation, biological process: endoplasmic reticulum calcium ion homeostasis; calcium ion transport. Bases 203 to 475 code for a protein of 90 amino acids. Gene Ontology annotation, cellular component: endoplasmic reticulum membrane; Golgi apparatus. The transcript has 4 exons. Lineage: Eukaryota; Metazoa; Arthropoda; Malacostraca; Amphipoda; Hyalellidae.